Camelina sativa (false flax) is the source of this 560-nucleotide messenger RNA. NCBI's taxonomy places the organism in Eukaryota, Viridiplantae, Streptophyta, Magnoliopsida, Brassicales, Brassicaceae. The record is from RefSeq and is a predicted model, not a curated record.
AUCUCGUUUUACUACUACUUAAUCCAUAAUCACAAACACAGAGAUCCAAUAACAAAACAACACCAAUAGAAAAUUUCUCAUUAGAAGAUCAUAAUAUAAUGGCUAAGAAGAAUAAUAUUGUGAUCGUCUUCGAUUUCGACAAGACAAUCAUCGAUGUAGACAGUGAUAACUGGGUCGUAGAUGAACUUGGCUUCACUGAUUUGUUCAACCAGCUUCUUCGAACAAUGCCUUGGAACUCUCUCAUGAAUGGUAUGAUGAAGGAGCUUCAUGAUCAUGGCAAAACCAUUGAAGAGAUCAAACAAGUCCUGAAAAGAAUCCCUAUUCAUCCUCGUGUCAUCCCUGCCAUCAAAGCAGCUCAUGCUUUAGGGUGCGAGCUGAGAAUAGUGAGCGAUGCUAACACGUUGUUCAUCGAAACGAUCAUUGAACAUCUCGGGAUUAGAGAGUUUUUCUCUGAGAUCAACACAAAUCCUGGUAUUGUAGAUGAUCAAGGAAGAUUAGUAAUCUCUCCUUACCAUGACUUCACCAAAUCUCCCCAUGGUUNGAAGAAAACGGAUGAAUAG